This is a messenger RNA of Aspergillus homomorphus CBS 101889, 894 nucleotides long. RefSeq lists its product as uncharacterized. Lineage: Eukaryota; Fungi; Ascomycota; Eurotiomycetes; Eurotiales; Aspergillaceae. The record is from RefSeq and is a predicted model, not a curated record. The coding region runs from base 195 to 662 and encodes 155 amino acids. The transcript has 3 exons.
CUGAAAUUCUUACUCCCUUCUCUUCACUCUCUUCUAUUUAUUUUUUCAUCUGCUUAUUAUCUCCAAACUUUUUCUCCCUCCUCAAAACCUUCUCUUACACACAAACACCAAGUCAUCUCCAAAAGCGCACAUCACAUCAUCUUACCCCGUAUCACACACCAUCCCAUCAAACCAGACCCGAAACCACUGCAAAAAUGCCUAUGGCGUGGAAUGAUACGGCAGAUGCCAAGCUGCUUCUUGCCGUCCUCAGGACCACAAACGUCAAGCUCGACCAUCUGCGGAUUGCUCAGUACAUGGGUCCUGGAUGUACCGUCUACGCUAUCCAGCACCGACUCCGCGUCCUCAAAGAGCGGGCUUUUACUGGACCUGCUCUCCCGUUGCGUCUGGUCGAGGGCUACGGCUCCUGCGAUCCUACUUCGGAGGGAACCCCUACUUCUGAGCCCAAGCGCAAGCGGGGUAGACCUCGCAAGGUGAAGGAGGAAGAUGGCGUUGAUGCUGAGACUCCGAUGGAUCCGAAGAAGGAAGGUCGCGCCAAGAGAGUCAAAACCGAAGAGGCGGAAGAUGGAGACCAGCGUGUGGAAGUCGAGGAGGAGUAUGAGGAGGGGGUUGCUCUGCCUGAAGCUGGAUAUGUUGGUGAUACCGUCUUCAUGACCGAGGCGUGAGUGCUACUCUAGUCUCUGGCUUCGUUAUUCCUGUAUAUUGCUCGCUAGGCUUGGAUAAAUAGGCCAGGCAAGGACUCUUUCAUAUGGGGAGUGCGAAGCUGGUUUGCUGUUCACGUUGGAAGAUGAGAGGGGAUCUACUAUUCGCGGUAGCGAUGAUCUAGUCUGGUGUUUGUAUUUGGUUGGGAUACGGUGCUGCUCGAGAAAUACGAUCAAGCUGUGGUCGCGAUCAUUG